Molecule: messenger RNA, 2530 nt
Organism: Nipponia nippon (crested ibis)
Lineage: Eukaryota; Metazoa; Chordata; Aves; Pelecaniformes; Threskiornithidae
Source: RefSeq, a predicted model, not a curated record
AGAAAUGAUGGAAGAAUUGCAUAGCCUGGACCCACGAAGGCAGGAACUACUGGAGGCCAGGUUCACUGGAGUUGGGGUUGCUAAGGGUCCAUUAAAUAGCGAGUCUUCCAACCAGAGCUUGUGCAGCGUGGGUUCGCUGAGUGAUAAAGAAUUGGAGACUCCUGAGAAAAAACAGAAUGACCAGCGGAACAGAAAAAGGAAAGCAGAAGCGUAUGAGACCAGUCAAGGAAAAGGCACUCCUAGAGGACAUAAAAUUAGUGAUUAUUUUGAGUUUGCUGGGGGAAGUGGCCCAGGAACCAGUCCCGGUAGAAGCGUGCCGCCUGUCGCCAGAUCAUCACCACAACAUUCCUUAUCCAACCCCUUGCCGCGGCGAGUGGAGCAGCCGCUGUAUGGGGUAGACGGCAGCACAGCAAAGGAACCGCAGGAGGAACACUCUGCUCUGCCAACGCUGAUGUCGGUGAUGCUGGCGAAACAGCGGCUAGAGAAUGAGCAGCUGGCACAGAGGGGAGGUGGCCUCUGUUUUACUUUUGUCUCGGCCCAGCAAGGCAGCCCAUCUUCUACCGGAUCAGGGAACACUGAGCAUUCCUGCACUUCCGAAAAACAGAUUUCCAUCCAGCACAAACAGUCACAGUCUGACCUCACAAUGGAAAAAAUAUCUGCACUAGAAAACAGUAAGAACUCUGACUUGGAGAAGAAGGAGGGGAGGAUAGAUGACUUACUAAGAGCCAACUGCGAUUUGAGACGGCAGAUAGAUGAACAGCAAAAGAUGCUGGAGAAGUACAAGGAGCGGUUGAAUAGAUGUGUAACGAUGAGCAAGAAGCUUCUUAUAGAAAAGUCAAAACAGGAGAAGAUGGCAUGCAGAGAUAAGAGCAUGCAGGAUCGAUUGAGGCUAGGUCACUUCACUACGGUGCGGCACGGGGCGUCUUUCACCGAGCAGUGGACAGAUGGCUAUGCCUUCCAGAACCUCAUCAAGCAACAGGAAAGGAUAAAUUCCCAGCGGGAAGAAAUAGAAAGACAAAGAAAAAUGUUAGCAAAACGGAAGCCACCUGCAAUGGGACAGACCCCUCCAGCAAGCAAUGAGCAGAAGCAGCGCAAGAACAAGACCAAUGGAGCAGAAAAUGAAACGUUAACAUUAGCAGAAUACCACGAACAGGAAGAAAUCUUCAAACUCCGACUAGGUCAUCUUAAAAAGGAAGAAGCGGAGAUUCAGGCAGAGUUGGAACGGCUAGAGAGGGUUAGAAAUCUACAUAUCAGGGAAUUGAAAAGGAUACACAAUGAAGAUAAUUCACAAUUUAAAGACCACCCAACGCUAAACGAUAGAUAUUUGUUGCUACAUCUUCUGGGUAGAGGCGGCUUCAGUGAAGUAUAUAAGGCAUUUGAUUUAACAGAACAGAGAUAUGUAGCUGUGAAAAUACACCAGUUAAAUAAAAACUGGAGAGAUGAGAAGAAAGAAAACUAUCACAAACAUGCAUGCAGAGAGUACAGAAUUCACAAAGAACUGGAUCAUCCUCGAAUAGUUAAGCUAUAUGACUACUUUUCGCUGGAUACUGACUCGUUUUGUACAGUGUUAGAAUACUGUGAGGGAAAUGAUCUGGACUUCUACCUGAAACAGCACAAGUUAAUGUCGGAGAAAGAGGCGCGAUCCAUUAUCAUGCAGAUUGUGAAUGCUUUAAAAUACUUAAAUGAAAUCAAACCUCCCAUCAUACACUAUGACCUUAAACCAGGUAACAUUCUUCUAGUCAAUGGUACUGCAUGUGGAGAGAUAAAAAUCACAGAUUUUGGACUUUCCAAAAUCAUGGAUGAUGACAGCUACAACUCUGUUGAUGGCAUGGAACUGACAUCACAGGGCGCUGGUACUUACUGGUAUUUGCCACCAGAAUGUUUUGUGGUUGGGAAAGAACCUCCAAAGAUUUCAAAUAAAGUUGAUGUCUGGUCAGUGGGAGUCAUCUUCUAUCAGUGUCUCUAUGGCAGAAAGCCCUUUGGUCACAACCAGUCACAACAAGAUAUUCUCCAGGAGAACACAAUUCUGAAAGCUACUGAGGUGCAGUUCCCUCCAAAGCCAGUAGUCACGCCAGAAGCAAAGGCAUUUAUCAGACGUUGUUUGGCCUACCGAAAGGAGGAUCGGAUAGAUGUCCAGCAGCUGGCCUGUGACCCAUACUUGCUGCCUCACAUCCGCAAAUCUGUAUCCACAAGCAGCCCAGCUGGAGCUGCAAUUGCAUCAACCUCUGGAUCAUCCAAUAACAGCUCUUCAAACUGAGACAGAGUAAUAAGCCAAAAACUGCUUGAGAAACCGGCAAAAAGACUUUCAGAAACAGCUUUGGAAUAGAGGAAUCCAUAAGGGUCUCAAGAAACCUGUACCAGGUGCUUUUUUUCUCUUGCUUUUUUCCAUCCAUAGAGCAUGACAACAUCAACUCUCAUCAAGAAAACCUUCGGCAUCUAGGCCAAGCCAUGUGGAUAGGAGAUGGCUUGAGGUUUAUCCAGUAAAUGACCACAAAAGGGUGGCUGCUCUGAGCAAGGAGGGGAAACUCAA